Molecule: messenger RNA, 2733 nt
Organism: Cladocopium goreaui
Lineage: Eukaryota; Dinophyceae; Suessiales; Symbiodiniaceae
Source: the annotation of a GenBank genome assembly
AUGGCGACCACGGAGGAGAUCGUGGCGCAGAUUCAAGCGUUGCAGCGAGAGCUGCAGGAGAGAGCGGUUCAGGCAACUUUGGAGGAGAUGGUGAACACGCAGACGGCCAUCUUGGCAGCAUCUAAGAAGCCUGACAGGAAAUUGACUUUGGUAGACAACCGCGGGUUGGCAAAACCAAACAACUACGAUGGAAGUGCGGAUUUCUUGCAGUGGAAGAUCCGACUUGAGGCGUUUGUGGAGUCAGUCCAUGACGACUUUGGGAAAGCUAUGGCAUGGGCGGAAGAUGAAACCGACCCAAUCAGCACCUCUUCAAUGACAGCCGAGUUUGGAGACGUCAAUCCUGCUCAGGAGACAAUCCCAGACUUGGAAGCCAAGGACGCGCAGCUUUACGCAGUCCUUCAGACGCUCUGCGAGAAGGAAGCGUUCACGCUGGUUAGAAGCUCAGGGAAAGGAAAGGGCUUAGAGGCUUGGAGAAGACUUUGCAAGAGGUACGACCCGUCGACAGGAGGACGCCGACGAGCGUUGCUCCGUAGCGUGCUCAGUCCUAAUCGUUGUGGCAAGGUGGAAGAGCUCAGUGCAGCGGUCGAAAACUGUGAAGACCAGGUUAGACAAUACGAGAAUCGCCGCAAAACUGAUGGUCACUUCAAGUCCGACUGCUGGGCACCAGGUGGAGGAAAAGCUUCUUCGCAGGGAAAGUCUGGUAAGCAAGGAAAAGGGCAGAAAGGCGGUCAGCAGUCCAACUCAGGUGGAAAGAAAGGACCUCUGAAAGGAUCGAAAGGAGGAAGGAAAGGAGGUGGAAAGGCCACCAAAGGUAAAGACAAAGGCAAAGGAAAGAACAACAAAGGUAAAGGAAAAGCUAUGGGCAAUGUUGAAGCUGAGAAGGAGCCAGAAGCUGAGGAGCAGGAAUUCCUCCCACGUGGCACAGAUGCCGGGUUGCGAGACUCUGGAACUGGUUCGUCCGGAGAUCGCUCGGUCGACAUGAUGGUGAGGCUGAUCGACGAGAACUACCGGCUGCGCGACCAGCUGAAGGCCCAAGAAGACCGAGGACAGAAAAGCUCGGAACGUGACAGGAGCCGUCGAAGACGUUCCUCACCCAAAAGGGAGCCAGAGCCCGAAGAAAGAUCCCGUGACAGGUCAAGGCGCAAGCGGCAUGACUCCAAGCCGAGGCGCGAUCGUGAUGAUGACAGACAUGGGAGACGCCGGGCCAGAAGUGAGAGCAGCGGCAGGAAUAGGGAGCUGGUGGACAGGGGUAGCGUUGGCGACUACUUGAAGAACAAGGCCGAAGCCAGAAAGGCUGGUGAAGCAAGAUCUCCGACUGCUUCGGUUGGAGACUUGCCGCCCGAUGUGAGGAGACCCAGAAGUCCUCCCGGGCCACCUCCGCACAAGCGGAAGAAGCUCGAGAUCAAGCCAGAGAAGAAGGAUGAGGUCGAGCCAGAGGAGCGCACCGAUGCCAAGAACACGAAGCCCAAGAGCGAAGGGGCGCCAGCGAUCAAGGCGAAACCAAAGCCCAAGUCGAACUCAGGGCUCACCAGUGGUUCACUCUCGGUGCUGCUUCGUGGCACACUUGCCACACAGCUGAUGCUGGACGCCGAGAAGACCGAUGACCCCGAGCUGAAGAAGGAACUUGAACGCCAGAGGAACGAGCUGCAGCAGCGUGCACCAAGAAGGUCAGUGAUCACGGCAGAGAACAUCAACGACCAGUCGUUCCAUGACCCCAGGUACUAUGCGGAUGUUGCGUCUGGCAAGGCGCACCACAUCGCGUGGAAGAACGCGAAGGGCCGUCGUCGAGCCAUCUUGGACCGUAAAGGUGGUGUCAUCGACCGUUCCAAGAAGCAUGAUGUGGAAGGUCUCGGGGCCGAUGUGGAGACCGAGAUCAUCGACGAGAGGCGACGUGACAAGGACAAGCCUCUGGAACCUCAGAAAGAGGCUGUGGCUUUGAGCUGCCGGGAGAAGGAAUCCUUCCGGCAGUUUCCCAAGGACGAGGAGGAGACCUUGGAGAAGCCCACGAAGAAGAAGGAACAAGGGCCGAGAAUCAGAGGGCCCGACUACUACCGUCGGAAGAAUGCCGCCCGACGUGAGAGACAGAAGGCCGAGAAGGCCGAGCAGCGGGCGAAGGAAAAUGAAGGCCGAGACCGUGACCGACGUCACGGAUGGGAUCCAGAAGAAGAAGAAGACGAUGGUGGUGGUGACACCGAGAGCAACAGCAACUACCUCAGUUCGCUCUUGGCUCCUCUGGGUGGAUCGCCCGGAGAGCCACACGUGGUGGAAGAGCGUGAUGGAUGGAAGAGGAUUGAGGUGAAUCUGGACACGGGAGCCGCCGCGACGGCGAUCCCGACAGAUUUGAACCUGGAUGGAUAUGCCCGGUCCCCACCACAGGACGUCAAUUACAAGACGGCGUCAGCAGAGUGUCUUGCUGACGAAGGUGGUGUAGUGCUUAAGGGCACAGAUGUCUACGGAAGUGUCAAGGUGUUGGAAGGGCGUGUGACCGGAGUCCAUCGCACUUUGGCAUCAGGCGCAAAGGUUGCGCGACAUCACUAUAUGGCGCUGGGAGCACAUGGAGGUCAACUCAUUCCCAGGAACUCCCAAGCUGGAAAGGAAUAUGCAGCCUUCAUGGAGAAGCUGCACCAGAAGUACAAUUGCAUGACACCUGUCAAGGUCCGCAAUGGGAUCUACUUGAUGGACUUUUGGAUCGCACCUGGUACCUCGGACCAAGACGUGCUAAUUGCUGCUUAA